GUCUGACCCUUCCCCGGUCCACAGAAAUCAGGACGACACUAAAACUCCCACCGUUUUAAAACCCCGCGGAGAACUUUUUAUAACAAAGUCACCUGCAUCACUAACAAUUUCGAACCGUUGGAUGAAUCUCCUCACCGCCCACACACCAUCGUCUUAUCAAAUACCGCGGCACAGUAGAACACGAGCUCAUAUAAAUAAAGAAAUUCCCUCCCCCUCUAAUAGGGAAAGCUGAAAGGAUGCCGUUCUCCCUCUCGGGCUUCCCCGCCGUCACCACCACCAAAGCUGCUCAUCUCUACCUCUAUCCUCACCGGCGGUACCACCCCCGCGCCCAGCCGACUCGUGUCUUCUUGCCUUGUGUUGUGUAUCGGCUUUCCUCCAACGGGCUCCAUUCGAUUAGAGCCAUGGCCGAAGUGGAGACUCAGACAGCCGCUCCUUCUCUCUCAACCGGUGGCAUGCAAGCAUUGAUAUCAUUGUCAGAUAAGCGGGAUCUAGCUUUCCUUGCAAACGGACUUCAAGCGUUAGGGUAUUCUAUUGUUUCAACUGGUGGAACGGCAUCUGCUUUGGAACAAGCUGGGGUCUCUGUAACUAAAGUUGAAGAAAUUACUCAUUUCCCAGAAAUGCUAGAUGGUAGGGUGAAAACUUUGCAUCCCAAUAUACAUGGUGGUAUUCUUGCACGGAGAGAUCAUGGCCAUCACAUGGAAGCCUUGAACAAGCAUGGAAUUGGAACAUUAGAUAUAGUGGUGGUCAACUUGUAUCCUUUUUAUGAAAAAGUUACUUCAGCUAGUGGAAUUCGGUUUGAGGAUGGCGUUGAGAAUAUUGACAUUGGUGGCCCUACCUUGAUCCGAGCUGCUGCUAAGAAUCACAAGGAUGUUUUGGUUGUGGUGGACCAUAAAGACUAUCCUGCACUCUUGGAAUUUCUGCAAGGAAAGAAUGAUGAUCAACAGUUUCGCAGGAAGCUGGCCUGGAAAGCUUUUCAGCAUGUUGCUUCUUAUGAUUCAGCGGUUUCUGAGUGGUUAUGGAAACAAUCAGAAGGAGGGAAUACAUUUCCUCCCAGCUUUACAGUGCCAAUGUCACUAAAAUCUACACUUCGCUAUGGUGAAAAUCCUCAUCAAAAGGCCGCAUUCUAUGAUGACAAAAGUCUUUCUUUGGUGAAUGCUGGUGGUAUUGCAACUGCUAUACAAUACCAUGGCAAGGAAAUGUCUUACAAUAAUUACUUAGAUGCGGAUGCUGCCUGGAACUGUGUGUCAGAGUUCAAGAGACCUACUUGCGUGAUUGUGAAGCAUACAAAUCCUUGUGGAGUUGCAUCACAGCAAGAUAUUCUCGAAGCUUAUAGAUUAGCUGUUAAAGGAGAUCCUGUUAGUGCAUUUGGUGGAAUAGUUGCCUUUAACACAACAGUGGAUGAGGAUCUUGCGAAGGAAAUCCGAGAGUUUAGGAGUCCAACUGAUGGUGAAACACGGAUGUUUUAUGAAAUUGUGGUUGCACCAAAAUAUACAGAAAAAGGUCUGGAGAUUCUCCGUGGCAAGUCAAAAACUUUGAGGAUACUGGAGGCAAAAAAGAGCGGGAAAGGAAUGCUCUCACUCAGACAGGUUGGUGGCGGGUGGUUAGCUCAAGAUUCUGAUGAUUUAACUCCAGAAGAUAUCAAAUUUAAUGUAGUGUCUGAAAGGGUUCCCCAAGAAGAUGAGCUUAGUGAUGCAGAGUUUGCAUGGCUUUGUGUUAAGCAUGUGAAGAGCAAUGCCAUUGUAAUAGCCAAGAAUAACCGUAUGUUGGGUAUGGGGAGUGGGCAGCCAAACAGGUUGGAGAGCUUAAGAAUUGCUUUCAGGAAAGCAGGAGAGGAGGCAAAGGGAGCUGCUUUGGCGAGUGAUGCCUUUUUCCCUUUUGCUUGGAAUGAUGCAGUUGAAGAAGCAUGCCAGAAUGGCAUUGGAGUUAUUGCUGAACCAGGAGGGAGCAUUAGGGAUAAGGAUGCCGUGGACUGCUGCAAUAAGUAUGGUGUUUCUCUUCUUUUCACAAAUGUGAGGCAUUUCAGGCACUGAAGGUGAACUAAAUAAUCUGAACCCUGCUGUGCAAAAGAAUGCUUUGAAUGUACAAAGAAAGGUUCUAUGGAGACGAAGGAAGUGCGCAAGCCAAGGCUCUUGAGAAUAACCUACGUUUUUGGUUAAGUUGAGAGGAACACUCGAGAUUCUAAUCCCAAUACUGCUGAAAGUAAUUAAAUUUUGUGGGACCUGAAACAUCUUGGGGAUUCUCUUCUUUUUCAUUUCUAAGUUAUUGAUUUACAAAUGUUUCAACUUUUAAGGAUGAAAAUUUGGUGAGUGAGUCACUUUUGACAAUGACCCAUUGCACAUAA
This is a messenger RNA of Phoenix dactylifera (date palm), 2341 nucleotides long. RefSeq names its product AICARFT/IMPCHase bienzyme family protein. Gene Ontology annotation, molecular function: phosphoribosylaminoimidazolecarboxamide formyltransferase activity; IMP cyclohydrolase activity. Gene Ontology annotation, cellular component: cytosol. Gene Ontology annotation, biological process: 'de novo' IMP biosynthetic process. The record is from RefSeq and is a predicted model, not a curated record. Lineage: Eukaryota; Viridiplantae; Streptophyta; Magnoliopsida; Arecales; Arecaceae.